AUGCCGCAAGGCGGCGUUGUCCAAGUCGGGUGGUACCGCAUCUUCUUGCUGUCGCUGUACUACGAACAUUACACAGCCGCGCCCAGCACCGCCCAGGUAGACUACAGUGUUAACAAUGCCAUCAGUGGCAUCGUUGGGUCCGCUCAUUUGCAGGCCCGGGUCGGUUACUUUGGCAUUUGUGUGAACCCUGACGGUGGCGCAUGGCUUUGCUCGAACAACGCAACGGCUCUGGCCAACGAGGUAAGCGUGGACCAGGACCCGCUUAACCUCAUCUGGCUGGCCAGCCAGUUCAAGGACAUGAUUGUCUUCCCGUACUUGAUGUAA
Molecule: messenger RNA, 324 nt
Organism: Sporothrix brasiliensis 5110
Lineage: Eukaryota; Fungi; Ascomycota; Sordariomycetes; Ophiostomatales; Ophiostomataceae
Exons: 2
Coding region: 1-324 (107 amino acids)
Biological process (GO): conjugation with cellular fusion
Cellular component (GO): mating projection tip; membrane
Source: RefSeq, a predicted model, not a curated record